Messenger RNA from Mercenaria mercenaria, 2331 nucleotides. Its product is annotated as syntaxin-18-like. The transcript is spliced from 13 exons. The record is from RefSeq and is a predicted model, not a curated record. Gene Ontology annotation, cellular component: endoplasmic reticulum; SNARE complex. The coding region runs from base 439 to 1437 and encodes 332 amino acids. Gene Ontology annotation, biological process: retrograde vesicle-mediated transport, Golgi to endoplasmic reticulum. NCBI's taxonomy places the organism in Eukaryota, Metazoa, Mollusca, Bivalvia, Venerida, Veneridae.
UGUAUACUGCAAACUCUUAUGGAUUUUUGUCGAAAUUGUUCCUGGUUAUUGCAUUAGACACAAAAAGACAACCCCAUGUAAAUUUAAUUUAAAAUGUUGUUUGUACAUGCAUUACUGACCACAGGUAGCCAGGUAAACCUAUACAUAAUCCUAAAAUAUCACCUGUUUAUAUACAUGUAAAUUAUGUGUGAACAGAUAACACAAAUUGGAUAAAUUGAUGGUGUUGGGAUUUUUGUGUAUAAUUCAGUAAUCAGGUUGUCUAUUGGUCUGGUAUCCACACACUCUAUAACGUGAUAGCGCGACACCACCAGAUAACGUGACACCACAUCGGACAACGCGACACUCUAAGGAUAUUGUUGUCGUUUUGAAGCCACUACUUGCUAACCAGGCUGGGAAACAAGGAUCUGAAUCAUAUGGGCGUUUGAAAUUUUUGACAACAUGGCAGAUGUCACUAAUCUAUUUAAUGCAACUGUUAAAAGCAUUAAAUCAAGAAACAAAGCUCAAGGAAAAGGGACAAGGAAAGAUGAAAAAUCCUCAAUAUUUCCUGCAGCCAAAAACCGCGGACAAUUUGAAACAACUGCAAGAGAAGUGGUUUCUACUAUAACAAAGCUGAAAAACUUCCUUCUUGAACACAGGAAAGAUUAUGUCAAUGCUGGCAGUCACCUGACAGGGGAGGCAUCUCAUAUGACAGAUUCAGAGAGGGAACAUAUUGAUACCGAGGCACAAAAUAUCAUCAAAAAAUGCCAAGACAGCCUUAAUUCUGUGAAGAAAAAUGCUGAAGCAGAGAGAGUACAUCCACAAGUUAAAGAACACAGGGAAACAGUACUUACUUUGAUCAACACCUAUCUAAAAGUUGUAUGCAAGAUAUACAGUGAACAGAGGGCAGUCAGGGUGAAGCGAGUGGUUGACAAAAAAAGAAUAUCACGCAUAGAGCCUGAAAGACGGUUGACACGCCGAUUAUCUAGACAGCUGUCGGCAGACUCUGACAACCAGUCAGCAAAUGCUCAAUCUUCAUCAACAUCAUUACUAUCCUCAGACGAUUCGAAAAAACCAGUAAGAAGAGUUCCAAGUGAUGAACAACCGAUUUUCCAUGACAGUGAUGAAGAAAUAUCUCCUGAAGAGGCUCAAAUGUUUGAAGAAGAGAAUAAAAGUGUUUUUGAAGAGAUGAACAGUUUAUCAGAAGAAAUUAGUAAAAUACAGGGAAAAGUUGUUGAAAUAGCAAGUUUACAAGAAGUAUUUACAGACAAGGUUCUACAGCAGGAAGAGGAAAUUGUUAAAAUUGCCGACACUGCAGUUUUUACAACAGAAAAUGUUAAAGGAGGAAAUGAAGAGAUUAGAGAGGCAAUGAAGAAGAAUGCUGGUUUCCGAGUGUGGAUUUUAUUUUUUUUACUAGUUCUCACAUUUUCUCUUCUAUUUCUGGACUGGUACAGUGGUUGAUGAUGUGUAUGUUAAAUUCUUAGAAAUACUUUGACAAAGCAGUCUUUUUUAUAUAUGAGUAAUAAACAGACAUAGCAGAUUGUUAGGUGAGGAAAUUAUUACGAAACCAUUAUUUCCGUAAUUUUUGAAGGACUGGAUCCUUUAUUGAACAGAGUACCUUUGAGCUCGCAGCUGGAACAUUCUAGGUCAAAAGCUAGAUCCUAAGUUUAAACAGAUGAUAUUUAAAAGACCCUAGUUCAUUCAAUCUAGUCUAAGACUUGAAGUAAAGUGGGUAAAAAGGCAUAAACACUGUACAUGUUAUAGUAGACAUGUGACAGCCCGCCCGCUUAGCUCAAUAGGGAGAGCGCAGAGCUACGGAUCUCAGGGUCGUGAGUUCGAGCCCUGGGCGAGGUGUAUGUUUUCCCAUUACGAUUUGAUAAAAGAUAUUGUCUGAAAUCAUUCGUCCUCCACCUCUGAUUCAUGUGAGGAAGUUGGCAGUUACUUGAAGAGAACAGGUUUGUACUGUUACAGAAUCCAUGAACACUGGUUAGGUUAACUGCCCGUCUUUACAUAAUUGAAAUACUGUUGAAAAACAAUGUUAAACCCAAAACAAACAAACAAGAGAUAUGUGACAUACAUAGAUUUCUUUUAAAAACAGUCCAAGGCAAGUUACAGAGAAGUGCCAAGUGCGUAAAUGGUAUUUAGUAAUAUGUGUAUACAGUCAAGCCAGUAAUUAUACUGCUUAAGGCAAAUGGCUGCUUAUAACACAUGGUUGCUGAAUUAAGUUCUGCUUUAUAUGUGUAUUUCUUUAUUGUUGUAUGUGUAAAUGAUUAAUGUUUGAUUAAUUUCUAUACAAUGCUUAAAUGGUUAAUGGUUGUUGUUUGAUAAAAUUAAAGUGCAAUAAGUAAAAUGUAA